CUAUACAUAUUUCACAGUACUAUCCACCAACAUGAGUAUCACUCACCUUAUUCUCGUCGCUUUCAAGCCCGAUGCCGACGCCGAGGCCGUCAAAAAGGUCUGCUCAGGCGUGCUGGCUCUCAAGGACAACUGCCUCACCGCAGACACCAAAACUCCCUACAUCAAGUCUAUAACUGGUGGAAUCAACAGCUCUCCCGAAGGAUUCACUAAUGGCUAUACUUACGGCUUUGUUGUCGAGUUCAACUCUGCCGAGGAUAGAGACUACUACGUUAAGCAGGACGCUGCUCACCGAAGCUUGGUAGACGGCGCGCUUCCCUAUAUCCAGCAACUUUGCAUUGUGGAUUACACGCCCGGCGUAUUCUAGGUUUAUGCGAGAUUAUCGAUAGAAUCAUAAAUGUGCUAAAUUCCUAACACAAG
Trichoderma asperellum CBS 433.97 is the source of this 417-nucleotide messenger RNA. RefSeq lists its product as uncharacterized. The record is from RefSeq and is a predicted model, not a curated record. NCBI's taxonomy places the organism in Eukaryota, Fungi, Ascomycota, Sordariomycetes, Hypocreales, Hypocreaceae.